This is a messenger RNA of Lates calcarifer (barramundi perch), 3042 nucleotides long. It is a transcript of the gene dmrt2b, whose product is annotated as doublesex and mab-3 related transcription factor 2b. The transcript has 4 exons. The record is from RefSeq and is a predicted model, not a curated record. The coding region runs from base 350 to 1690 and encodes 446 amino acids. NCBI's taxonomy places the organism in Eukaryota, Metazoa, Chordata, Actinopteri, Centropomidae. Gene Ontology annotation, molecular function: DNA-binding transcription factor activity, RNA polymerase II-specific; RNA polymerase II cis-regulatory region sequence-specific DNA binding. Gene Ontology annotation, biological process: regulation of transcription by RNA polymerase II; sex differentiation. Gene Ontology annotation, cellular component: nucleus.
GAGACGUGAUUCUGGCAACAUCCCAAAUUUCUGUUUGAAAGAUGAGAACAACUUCGAAGGUGGGCAGGGCAGGGCAGGUAUGAGUGUUUAUAGGGAGGGGGAAGUUGCCUCUGCUGUGAAUGGGUUUCUCCCCCCAAAUCUUAGCUCAUGGUGUCCCGCGCCAGGAGCUCGGCAUUGUGGCCCGGUCUACUAUCCGCUUGUUCUUGGAAACGGCGUCAGAGAGCAGCUGAGAGAGGCUUAACAUUUCAAACGUCUGGCGGUAGGCUGCAAAGUUUCCACCCUGAAAACACUGUCAUGUAGCAGCGGCAGCAGCAGACUGGAGAAGGACACCACACCUCACGGGUCAUAGAUGUCCUCUCAGCUGGAAGGAGGCCUGCAGCAGGAGACCACAGCAAAAUCUGAAGGACCACAAUCUGAAGAAGUUGUUGACGUGACAAGUCCUGACGGAUGCGCCGGGCAGCCCGGCUGCCCCGGGGACGGAGGACAGAAUAAAGUGGCCCUGUCCCCAGAGCGCCAGCAGCAGAAAUCGCGCAAGAUGACCCGGAGUCCCAAAUGCGCCCGCUGUCGGAACCAUGGCGUCGUUUCGUGUUUGAAAGGCCACAAACGCUUCUGCCGCUGGCGGGACUGUCGCUGCGCCUGCUGCCUGCUGGUGGUGGAGCGGCAGCGCGUGAUGGCAGCGCAGGUCGCGCUGAGGCGGCAGCAAGCUGCGGAGGUGAGGAGAGCGCAAGGGCAGGGUAAGAGGGGGGUCAGGUGUGCAGCUCCAUUGCGGAGGACAGCGUAUCAGCGUUACAGCAGAGCAGUCGAGCCAAGCACACUAGCUAAGAGCAUUCUGCAGGGGCUGAAACCGGUGGUGCCCCUGGAAGAAGACACCUCCCGCUGGUCCAAGCAGGCACAGCACGAUCAGGCUCACUUCACGUGCCCGUCCGUGAGUGCACGGAUGAGGAAGAGACGAGCCUUCGCAGACAAGGAGCUGGAGAACGUGAUGCUGGAGCGAGAGCUGAGACAGAGAGAGCUGCAGAGCGACCUCUCCUUCUCCUCCUCAGCCCUCGUCCCCGUGCUUCACCCUCCACCCCUGUCCGUCUCCCCCGGCUUCCACUGCUGCCCUCUCAGCAAGGCCCCCGCUGCUGCAGGGACAUCCAGCUAUGUGCCGGUGUAUAAAUAUAAGCCUCUGUAUGACUGUGAUUUCCAGCUCUAUCAGUUGUUCCAGCUAAAGAGCAGAUCUUCAGCAGAAUGCGACUAUAAUGACUUUUUAUGCCGGAGCUCAGAGCAAGCCAGGGGGGAUGAAGAGGUGCACAAUGGAUGGAAGAUCUCUGAGAAGAAAGACCAACCAGAGAUGACACCUCUACCAUCGCAACAAGGACUGAAAAAUCAUGCCAACACAGGUCUGUCAGGGCUAGAACCUGUCAAAUCUCCUUCAAAACCAGCAGAAAUAAUGCACUCAAAUGGCCCUUCAGCCAUCACACACUCUUUGUUUAGAUCAGAUCAGGGUUUCCUGGGCGGAUCAGACGUCAGCACAACCAGCAGGACUUUUGAUCCCAGACCCCUAACAGCUAAGGCUUGGAGCAUGGACACUUCUGCCGCCCAGGCAGGUCCACGUGCCGACUCUGUCAAGAGCCCUCAUGGCAGCUCAGUCAGGACUCCUGUUGUGAGGCCAUUACCCUUCUCUGUAGAGGCUCUGCUGAGGGCCUGACAGGCAAAUGGAAAAUGGUGGUGAGCACUUUGUUUAUGUGUGUGGACCAAGAAUUGCAGUUGAGAAUAUGAAUAUAAAAAUGGCAGGUUGCAUUACUGGACAAGAGCCAGUUGCUAUAAAGUGGAAAAAUAUUUAAAAACAAUUUCCAGUUUGUAUUUUAAAUUUUUCAUAAAAGUGUAUUUUACUACAUUUUCAAUAUCAUUAAAAAUAUAACAAAAAUAUAUAUGUACUUGAAUACUUGCCCACAUUGAGCAAAUUCUGUUCAAAUAUAUACUUUAAAAAUGUAAUGUUUUUUAUAGUCCUCUGUUUUCAGAGUGGUGACAUUGUAUUGAACCACUUUGAUCCUUUCACAUUAAUCAUAUCUUAUUCUCUUUUCCUGAAGAAGAAAUAUAUAGUACAUCCAUAAAGCAAAAUUGAUGAAAAAGUCAAGUAGUGUUUGAACUUGUACCCGUUUCUUACUUUACACUUUGAUUCUAAAAUCAAAGUGUAGUUGUGGCUAACUGAUCUCUGAGCUGCUCUUGGGCACUGCAGUGUCAAAACAAACCAGGUGCUGCUCAGAAAUCUCUUUUAAACUUGUAAGAAAACUAACAAUGAAAGGAGGAACAUGAGGUGAAGCAUGUGGUUUGCCAUGAAGACAGUUAAAAAGAGCAAAGCUUUUCCAAAAAUGUCUCUGCAAUAGCACAGAAAGGGUUGACAGUGGAACUAUCCAAGUCUGAUUUUUCUACAUCUGUUGUCUUCUUUUUACCAAGUGAGAAAUAUGUAUUAAUUAUUUAUUGGUAUUUCAUAAGCUCUAUUGUUCUCCAAAUGUAAGCCAUUUUGGCAGAGUGUAGUCUAUCAUUAUGACUGUAUAACCUAAACCCCACUGAUCAUAUGGCAUACUGUUUAAUAUUUAAUACAGUAUCUUUUCAUCAAACGGGAAAGAUGGGAAAUAUUCAGCAAAGGGUGAAUGGUAGGGUGCCAGCGUUGCCUAGGCAACAUUGUUCUUUAUUGUAUGCUGAGCCUGACGCCGGUCGAGUUUGUUUGAACACGCAUUUGAUCUAUAUCCACUUUCUACUUCUUCUCUCCUCUGUUUUUUUUGUUCUGUGCUGUAAUCUUGCAAAGAUGGAGGUCAGAUACUUUUGACAACUCUGGACCUUGUGGCGUCAACACGGAGGCGAUAGCGCACUGCUCCGUGUCUGUUUGUGUGUACCAGCAUAUCAGAAUGCCUUUCUCCCUGUCCUUUCACAGACAGAGAGGGGAGAUUGGUACAAAGGAAGAUGAGGUUGUGAGCAUGAAAAAAAUGAAUGUGUGCCAUUGUGUUUUACUCUACGCUAUCUGCACCAUUUUCACAAUAUUAAAACCUCUUCCUUGCA